UCUCACUCUUAGUCUUUGCUGAAACAUUGGCAUGGGAACGCUUCGUGCGUUCCAUUGUUUGUCAACAAUACAAUAAACAUGGUGUUAUAAUAAAUUGUGGUUAACAUAUUUGCGGUAUGGAAUGUGAGAGAAAACGAUUCCCGGAAUUAUACCAGUUUGAAGGCUUAAUGCUAUGGAAAUAUAUAAACGGCGUUACUUUCUUCUGUCAAUAUGUGUGUUACAGUUGAUUUUAACCCUUGAACGCCAAGUCUUCGAUUUUCUAGGAUACAUGUGGGCUCCAAUCCUUGCCAAUUUCUUCAAUAUAAUUUUUGUUAUUUUUGGUUUUUUCGGAGGUUUCCAGUACAAACAGAAGUAUAUAAUUAUGUACAUGGUGUGGUGUGUUAUUUGGGUUGCUUGGAACAUCUUCAUUAUUUGCUUCUACUUACGUGUAGGCAUUUUUGAUAAGGACAGUGAUGUGUUGAACUUGGGCACUGGCAGUGCCAGCUGGUGGGAAGUGAAUGGCGCAGGGUGCAGGCCAGUGUACUCCACAAACCUCACAUUAACCGAACCAUACCCAUUUCGGCCCAUCCGUCCGGAGCAAGUUACAGGAUGUGUGCUAGAAUAUCAAUACAUUGAAACUUUACAUGCUGCUGUUCAGUGUUUCUUUGCAGUUUUGGGUGGUAUUGGCGGUGCUACUCUAUGUUGUGUAUUUAAUGUGGAAAAUGAACCUUCAGUAAAAAAUAAGUUCAAUGCGAAGCAAAAUGGUGGCACUAACCAUACCUCCUUAUACUCUAUACAAUUCAGUCAACAUGAUGUUGAUGACAACAUUGAGUAUGAAGAAGAAAGCAGGACGCCAGGCGGCAGACCACUUUCUCCUCGACCAAUGACACCAAGAAGAGUGAAACGUCGCAGUGUUAUCUCACGUGGGUCAACGAGUCGUUCAUCGCAACAUGAAAAACAUGGAAGUGUGCGCUACAAUAAUACACUCCACGGAUCGAAUCGGGCUUCUUACCGCCGACCUAAAAUCCUACAUCAAAAUCCAGUUACGCGCAUCAUAGAACAACAGCAACACAAUCUUGACAGUUCAAAUACGUUUAGUGAAUUGAAUCAGCUUCCUUUCCCUGUCUCGUCACAGUCUAGUCUUGUUCCAUCAUCUUCUCCACAUUGGAAGAAGCCUUUAAGUCAUACGAAUCCUUUGCAUCAGCAGAACUGUACUCAUUCUUUGAGUAAUGAUGACAUAUACAAUAAUCGACCAUCAUCUGCUAGAUCAAGUUAUUCAAACUAUCAUGGGACAAGACCCAUCAGUUGUUUUGUGGAACCUGGAGGUGCAAGUGCCUAUUACAUUGGUAGCCAGGCCACCCCACAAGUGUUUGUUGCGAAUACACACAGACGUAGUAGCCACAGAACUCCUUCGACAACAGCUUUUCUAAACAGUGGACCUCCUCCGUACGAUAGUAGUGCAAAUUUCAAUUCCGAGACUGCUAUAUGAAAAAUUGAUAAUAGAUGUCGAUGGUAAACAAUUCUAUACCAAAUAUUACACAAUUUUUUACAUAAAAAAUGUGAUUUUUUUUAAUAUUGGACAACAGUGAGAUGUUAGAACUGGAACAUUUGUCAGUGAAGUUAUUUGUAAAUUUUUGGGUGCACAAUGCAAACUUUUAAACAAUGUGUUGUAAAUAAGUAUAUUUUGCACAGAGAAUUAAAAUAUUUUUGCAAACAAA
Bacillus rossius redtenbacheri is the source of this 1697-nucleotide messenger RNA. It is a transcript of the gene NKAIN, whose product is annotated as sodium/potassium-transporting ATPase subunit beta-1-interacting protein. NCBI's taxonomy places the organism in Eukaryota, Metazoa, Arthropoda, Insecta, Phasmatodea, Bacillidae. The transcript is spliced from 7 exons. The coding region runs from base 173 to 1468 and encodes 431 amino acids. Gene Ontology annotation, biological process: regulation of sodium ion transport. The record is from RefSeq and is a predicted model, not a curated record.